This is a messenger RNA of Zychaea mexicana, 556 nucleotides long. RefSeq lists its product as uncharacterized. The transcript has a single exon. The record is from RefSeq and is a predicted model, not a curated record. The coding region runs from base 79 to 291 and encodes 70 amino acids. NCBI's taxonomy places the organism in Eukaryota, Fungi, Mucoromycota, Mucoromycetes, Mucorales, Lichtheimiaceae.
UUUUGAGCAAGCAUGUGUGAUCAGCAGCAGCAGCAGCACUCACACUCCUAUUUUAGAUAACUCUGAUAGAGCCUUGAUAUGUUUGAUCAAUGCACAGGCUGGCUACUCCUCUUUGUGCUCUCUCCGAAUGACGCACUGCAGCCCCGAAAAUUCGUUUUCAUGGUCCCGGUGACCCGCGAAUUUUUGAAUGUUCGAAAUGUUGAAAACGUUCUAAACACUCGGCUGUCUCUGUUUUUAGAAAGUCUCUCUCAACAGAUAUUUGUUUGCUUGCCCCCACUUCAUAUUGCCUAGUAAAGACGCUUUGACCCCCCCCCUCCCCUUGACUUGUCAGCUCUCCUCUUGUCUACAUAUACCAACUGGUCAUCAUGUCAGCAGCUAAUAUAGCAGAUUUGUGCUUACCCGGGUAACUCCACACUCUCUCUUUAUUUUUCUCUUUGCACUUGCACACUUGACGUCAUCUGCCUUAAUUUGGGCGUUCUCACUGUUUUUCGUGCACAGAAAAAUAGAAAAAUCAACAUUGUAACUAGCAUUAACUGCUUUAUUUGAACUAGUUUCU